AUGGCGCAAGCACCCGCGACGACGACAACAGACCAGGAGCCCUGGCUGAGACAGCUGUCAAUCGAACUGGCAGCGUUGGCGGCAGACUGCGCCUCGCGCCCUGAGGAGUGGGUGCGAAGUCGACUAGAAGAAAUUCAUGCGAGCAUCGAGAAGAUAUAUAUCAGCGUGUGGGAAGAGAACAAGCGUCUUCAAGAGAAGAUCCGCCAGCUCAAGGAAGAGAACGAGAGAUUGCAUCAAGAGCGAAUCGAUGCCCUCCUCAGCAGGAACCAUGGCCCAGAUUACGGACUGUCACUCGAGCAGCAGCAGAACAUGGCCCAGAGCAACAUCGAUCGAAUCCUUUCUCAGAGCACAGGCAAGGUGACGGGUCCGCCGCCAGGACCUGCUGCACCGAGAUCGAAUCAUCACGCAGCAUCGAGCGGUCACGCGAUCAAAGUCGAGCCUGCCUCAUGGCCACCUAAUCCAUACCCCAUGAGCGCCAGCCUUGGAGUGCCGAACUAUCUGCCUCCUUACCCCUACAUCUCGAACAACGCUCAGCCGAGUGCUACUCCGCAACUGGAGCCAUACCUCCAGCAGAGCAAGAGGGAGCUCAAAGCGCCACCAACAAAGCGGCAGCGCAAAGGUCCUCGUCCGACGCCCAAGUGCAGCCUUUGCUUCAUCGAGGAUAUAGUCUGCGACGGAAAUUCCAGAUGCCAGUCUUGUUAUAGCCGCCAAGAUGCCUACUGUAACUACGAGGACUGCGUGUAUGGUGAUGAGUGUCCGUACGAAGACUGCACGAGGUUGCAUCCGGAACAGAAGGCUUUCCAGAAUAGGCCCUACUCUGUGUGA
Molecule: messenger RNA, 825 nt
Organism: Cercospora beticola
Lineage: Eukaryota; Fungi; Ascomycota; Dothideomycetes; Mycosphaerellales; Mycosphaerellaceae
Source: RefSeq, a predicted model, not a curated record